Molecule: messenger RNA, 3187 nt
Organism: Syngnathus acus (greater pipefish)
Lineage: Eukaryota; Metazoa; Chordata; Actinopteri; Syngnathiformes; Syngnathidae
Gene: stk38a
Product: serine/threonine kinase 38a
Exons: 14
Coding region: 100-1512 (470 amino acids)
Biological process (GO): peptidyl-serine phosphorylation; intracellular signal transduction
Molecular function (GO): protein serine/threonine kinase activity; ATP binding
Source: RefSeq, a predicted model, not a curated record
CGCUAGGUGUCCCAUUGACUUCACGUUAUGCGUGUUUCAUUGGGCGCUGUUCAGUAGAGGAAGAAGCGGCAACCACAACACCUUCGCUAAAGGUAAAGCAUGGCAAUGACGGGCCAGAGUUCAUGCUCCUCUAUGAGUAACCACACCAAGGAACGUGUCACCAUGGCCAAGGUGACUCUGGAGAAUUUCUACAGCAACCUCAUUGCUCAGCACGAGGAGAGAGAAAUGAGGCAGAAGAAACUGGAGAAAGUGAUGGAUCAAGAAGGCUUGGCUGAUGAAGAAAAAAGCCGUCGGCGCACUGAGCAUGCAAGAAAAGAGACCGACUUUCUUCGUUUGAAGCGUACCCGACUAGGUUUGGAAGACUUUGAGUCCCUGAAAGUGAUCGGCCGUGGAGCAUUUGGAGAGGUUCGUCUGGUGCAGAAGAAGGACACGGGCCACGUCUACGCCAUGAAGAUCCUUCGCAAAGCUGACAUGCUGGAGAAAGAACAGGUGGGUCACAUACGUGCUGAGCGGGACAUCCUGGUGGAGGCAGACAGCCUGUGGGUGGUCAAGAUGUUCUACAGCUUCCAGGAUAAGAUGAACCUCUAUCUCAUCAUGGAGUUCCUGCCCGGAGGAGACAUGAUGACCCUCCUGAUGAAAAAGGACACUCUGACAGAAGAAGCCACUCAGUUCUACAUCGCAGAGACAGUUCUGGCCAUCGACUCCAUCCAUCAGCUGGGCUUCAUCCACAGAGACAUCAAGCCAGACAACCUCUUGCUGGACUCAAGGGGUCACGUGAAGCUGUCCGACUUUGGACUGUGCACGGGCCUGAAGAGAGCACAUCGUACAGAUUUCUACAAGAACCUGAACCACAGCUUACCCAGUGACCUCAGUAAGCAAACAUUUCAGAACAUGAACUCCAAGAGGAAAGCAGAGACCUGGAAGAGGAACAGGAGGCAGUUGGCCUUCUCCACUGUGGGGACGCCAGACUACAUUGCUCCUGAGGUUUUUAUGCAAAAUGGAUACAAUAAGCUCUGUGACUGGUGGAGCUUGGGGGUCAUCAUGUAUGAGAUGCUAAUAGGUUAUCCACCAUUCUGCUCGGAGACACCUCAGGAGACGUACAGGAAAGUGAUGAACUGGCGAGAGACGCUCACCUUUCCUCCAGAAGUGCCUAUUUCGGAAAAGGCCAAAGACCUCAUCCUCAGGUUCUGCUGCGAAGAGGAGCACAGAAUUGGUGCGGCGGGUGUGGAGGAAAUCAAGUCGAAUCCAUUCUUUGAGGGUGUGGACUAUGACCAUAUCAGAGAAAGGCCUGCCGCCAUCCCCAUUGAGAUCAAGAGCAUCGACGACACCUCCAACUUUGACGAAUUCCCCGAUUCGGACAUCCUCACACCAACUGCCACUCAGGUGUCCAACCAUUCGGACGCCGGCCUGAAGAAUAAGGACUGGGUGUUCAUCAAUUACACCUACAAGCGCUUUGAAGGCCUCACCGCCCGAGGAGCCAUCCCAUCCUACAUGAAGUCCACCAAGAGAUGAAGAUGCCUCACCAACAAGUCCUUGUCCCGGACCGGGAACGAGACGAGGAAUUUGUUUGGAAAAGGGCUUCCGUCGAUCGCUCUGCACCAUAGAAACCGCUGCCUUCAUUUCUCUCCGUCUUGACUUUGUCUGAUGCUUCCAAGGCCGCCUUGCUGCUGUUAAAGGAUUUUCUUCUAUUGUCUUCUUUUGACUUUUACGCCAGUGGACAUAGCAGUGGAAUGUUUGCGUUGAACUAGAAUACCAGCUACAUCACAUUCCCUCCCUUCUUUCAAAGCCAGCGCCGUUCUUCCUCUUUCCAACCAGCAGGCUCUUUAUUUCUCACCGCUUGUACACAUUUAGUAGACACUUGACAGGCGUCGAGUGCUCUCUUCAGGGAUUUUGUCCAAAUAUGUGUUGGCUGCGAGCGUUGAAUGGUGUCCAACCAAAGACUGCGUCAAGAACCCCCCCCCCCCCUCAUGUAAUAACUGCAAAUGGUCGUUUUCUACAACAUUUACUUGAUGAUGACAAGAGGGAAUUUAACAUGUUACGUAUUUAGUCCACUAUGAUAGCACCUUCUGUGAUGACCUUUUGGAAGGGGGCUACACUAAACAAAACAAGUUACUGGUGAAAUGAAAACCAUUCCUAUGGAAGCUAAUCCGAGAAUCUUCUGUACUUCCCCUUUUUGGAGUUUUCUUGUCUAAACUCAACAAAUCCGAUUCUGUUUUGUACAUUUGGUUGAAAGUGGAGUCCUCGCCCAGUGGUUUAUUUUUAAACGCGCUCUCGGCCCGCCCGCAUGUGCAUAUGCAUCAUGUUCAGUCUUGAUCUGUAAUUAGAGGGCUAAACCGCUCCAAUGUCCACAACAUCCAAUAUGCUGUCUUCUAAAAUGAAUGUACUGUAAGUCUUAAGGUUUAUUUAUGACAUAAUUCCAAAUGCUGAUUGUUUGAAUGUACAAGAAUUAACUAUAGAAGGAAUUGGAUUUGAUCACACCCAAGUCAUUGAAAUUGGUGUCUACAUACAAGUUAGACUUAACAUGAGCUUGUCUUUAAAAUGUUUGAUCGACUAUAUAAUAAAUUUGACCACGGGAAAUUACAAUUGUUUGAGCUACGCUCGCACGAGACGGGUUCGGUCCAACGUAUACAAAUGAUGCUAUAUGGAGCUGUGACAUUGAGUCCGAUGACAUCACACAUUUCAGAACCCACAGCUUGCUUGUUUGACUUUUUAGCAUUGCAAAGUAUUUUCUGACUGUAUCUUCAUAUUGCCUUUUUACAUCAUCCAUGUGACAUUUAAUCUAUUUUUAUGAGAACAAAAGGCUUCCAUAUCUAAUUAUGUGAAGGGUUGUUGUUGCCUGUAAUAUAUGAUGAAGACAAUGAGCACAUUGUAUUUUAGAAAAGCUUUCUGUGGACUUUUUCCUUUUGGCAGGGUACUUUUUUUGUUUUUUUUUGUUUUUUAAGGAUGUCAUCUGUUACUUGAGUAACUGCUUAGUCUCCUUCAAAGCAAUAGAGUCCAUGUUGGUGUGAAAAGAUCUGUGUGUUGCUCCAAAAGAUGCUCUUGUGUAUGUUUGCUUUUGUUGUCAUCUUGAAUUGUGAGGGAGGGGAUUUGGGAAGGUGGAUGUACAUUAUAAUUAUUAUUUAAACCACUUUGUGCUGUUUGGAGUUGUUUUCCUUUGCUAUGCAACAAUGAAUUAUUCUGCACUUGG